AUGGGCUGGCUCCCUGGAAAACCAAAGCCAUGCCCCUGUGCCUUGGAUCACACUUCUCGCCGCCACCUCAUCGAGUGUCAUCUUGUGCCUUCCCACUUGUGGUUGUCUCUCCCCUCUGUGCCAUCUGUCUUUCGAGGUAAUCGUAUUGAUUACGCUCUUUGUCAGCUCCCUCUUUCUUCUUCUGCCGCUUGUCCUGAGUUUUGGGUGGAUCUCUGCUCAAUUCUAUGGCACUUUGACAAGUUGUGUAAUCCCGAAGGGGAUUACUCUACUGAUCCUGACCCUGGUCGACUUUGGUCUGACAAGUCUUCUCCUCCCCUCUGUCUCCUCCCCAAUGAUGAACUGUUGAUGAAUUGCACCCUCUGGCUUCGACCCUCCACUGCCACAACCUUUUAG
Molecule: messenger RNA, 393 nt
Organism: Mycotypha africana
Lineage: Eukaryota; Fungi; Mucoromycota; Mucoromycetes; Mucorales; Mycotyphaceae
Exons: 1
Coding region: 1-393 (130 amino acids)
Source: RefSeq, a predicted model, not a curated record